AUGGUACGCACUGUGGAGCAGCUCAUUUUAAAGGCUUUCGAUAGAUCGACCGCUCCACGUUGCAAAGCGCUUCAGACCAACUACUUCCUGGUCUUUCUGGCGAUCUACGUCAUCAUGAUCGCCUGCAAUCCCAUGAAGAUCAUCAGCGGCUUGAUCGUGCAGGCUCUGCUGAUCGCCAUCAUUUGGCAGUUCUUUAGCAGCAAAUCUAAGACGAACUUCAUAGCCAGUCGCCUCACUGGCGGCAACCAGAUUCUAGCUCAGCAGAACGCCCAGCAAAAAUGGUACGUCCUGGCGGGCGCCCUGCUGGCUAGCUAUCUGUUUCUGCACAUGAUUAGCGCGGUUCUGCUGACGACCUUUACUCUGCUGCUGCCCGUCUCAGUGACUUUCAUUCAUGCCUCGCUGCGGCUUCGCAACAUGAAGAACAAGCUGGCCAACAUCUUGGCAAACAGGCCAUCAAUAUUGCGACUCAGUUACUUCGCAAUCACACACAGCAUGUGCUGGUUGUCUUUCACAUUUUCCACUUCCGUUAUCUGCUCGGCGGAGCUUCAAUUGGCACUUCUAGCUUUGGUCGCUUUGUUGACUAUUUUUCUAACGUUACCAGCUCUUCAUAAGCUAGAGGAAAUAUUUGUUGCCGCCAGUGCAAAUCUUCGAUGUCCAUUUUAA
Drosophila navojoa is the source of this 663-nucleotide messenger RNA. RefSeq lists its product as uncharacterized. The record is from RefSeq and is a predicted model, not a curated record. NCBI's taxonomy places the organism in Eukaryota, Metazoa, Arthropoda, Insecta, Diptera, Drosophilidae.